AUGGCGCAGGUCGAUACACUCGAUAUCGUAGUGCUGGUGCUGCUCCUCGUGGGCAGCGUCGCCUACUUCACCAAAGGCACUUAUUGGGGAGUUCCCAAAGACCCGUAUGCCAAUUCCGCUAUGAACGGUAGUGCAGCGAAGAAGGGUUCCCGAAACAUACUCGAAAAACUGGACGAGACAGGCAAGAACUGUGUCAUCUUCUACGGUUCGCAGACUGGCACUGCCGAAGACUAUGCCUCAAGGCUGGCCAAAGAGGGCUCUUCUCGAUUCGGUCUCAAGACCAUGACUGCGGACCUCGAAGACUACGAUUUCGAGAAUCUUGACCAAUUCCCCGAUGAUAAGAUUGUCUUUUUCGUCAUGGCUACCUACGGCGAGGGUGAGCCGACCGAUAAUGCUGUCGAAUUCUGGGAGUUCGUAAACUCAGACCCUCCUUCGUUCUCCGAGUCUUCGGACGAGAAACCUUUGAGCAAGCUCAAGUACGUAGCUUUUGGCCUGGGCAACAACACCUACGAGCACUACAAUUCCAUGGUCCGGAACCUCGAUAAGAUCCUCACAAAUCUGGGCGCAAAAAGAAUUGGGACCGCGGGCGAAGGUGAUGACGGAGCCGGCACUAUGGAAGAAGAUUUCUUGUCCUGGAAGGAGCCUAUGUGGACUGCUCUGGCCGAGGAGAUGGGUCUGGAGGAGCGCGAAGCCGUGUACGAGCCAGUCUUCAGCGUCGACGAGAGGGAUGACUUAUCGCCCGACGACGAUACAGUCUAUCUUGGCGAACCCAACAAGAAUCAUCUCGAAGGCAACCAGAAGGGACCUUUCAACGCUCACAACCCCUACCUCGCACCCAUCGCCGAGUCUCGCGAAUUGUUUACAGUCAAGGAUAGGAACUGCCUUCACAUGGAAAUCGAUGUGUCCAAAUCCAACAUUCAGUACACCACCGGCGACCACAUUGCGAUCUGGCCCACCAAUGCGGGUAUGGAGGCUGACCGAUUCUUGAAGACGUUUGGUCUCGACGAGAAGCGUAAUCGUGUCAUUGCCAUGAAAGGCCUCGAUCCCACCGCCAAGGUCCCCUUCCCGACGCCCACGACCUACGAAGCUGCAGUUUGCUACCACAUGGAGAUCUGUGCACCCGUGUCCCGUCAAUUCAUUUCUACGCUGGCGGCGUUUGCGCCCAGUGAAGACGCCAAGAAGGAAUUCACGCGACUUGGUUCUGAUCCAGACUAUUUCAAGGAGAAAAUCGCCUCGCAUUACCUGAACAUUGCCCAGGCCUGCAACUCUGUGUCGUCGGAGCCAUGGUCGGCUGUUCCAUUCUCCUGCCUGGUCGAAGGUCUCACCAAGUUGCAGCCACGUUACUAUUCGAUCUCAUCCUCGUCCGCCGUUCAACCAAAGAAGAUAUCUAUCACUGCCGUUGUGGAGUCGAUCCGGAUUCCCGGUGCCGGCCACGUUGUCAAGGGUGUCACGACGAACUACCUCCUAGCACUGAAGCAGAAACAGAAUGGCGACCCUGAUCCAUCUCCUCAUGGCCUGUCUUAUGCCAUUAGCGGGCCUCGCAACAAGUACGAUGGUUUCCACGUUCCCGUCCAUGUCCGUCACUCCAACUUCAAGCUACCUUCGGAUCCUUCAAAGCCGAUUAUCAUGGUUGGUCCUGGUACGGGCGUUGCGCCCUUCCGCGGGUUCGUACAGGAGCGAGCGGAGCUUGCUAAGAAGGGUGAGAAUGUGGGACAUACUGUGCUAUUUUAUGGCUGCCGCAAACGAUCCGAAGAUUGGCUCUACAAGGAUGAGUGGGAUCAUUUCCAGGAGGCACUAGGCGAUAAGUUGACCAUUUUCAAUGCCUUUUCUCGUGAACAGGACAAGAAGGUUUACGUCCAGCACCUUCUCAAGGAAAACGGCAAACUUGUCAACGAAUUGUUGACCAAGAAGGCCAACUUUUACGUAUGUGGUGAUGCCGCCCACAUGGCGCGCGAGGUGAAUGAGGUUCUUGGGCAGAUCAUCUCUCAAGAACGCGGCGUCGAUGAGAAGAAGGCGGAGCAGACAGUGAAGAGCAUGCGGAGCAGUGGCGUCUAUCAAGAAGAUGUGUGGUCAUGA
Messenger RNA from Cyphellophora europaea CBS 101466, 2076 nucleotides. RefSeq names its product NADPH-cytochrome P450 reductase. Gene Ontology annotation, molecular function: FMN binding; flavin adenine dinucleotide binding; NADPH-hemoprotein reductase activity. The record is from RefSeq and is a predicted model, not a curated record. The transcript has 2 exons. Gene Ontology annotation, cellular component: cytosol. Bases 1 to 2076 code for a protein of 691 amino acids. Lineage: Eukaryota; Fungi; Ascomycota; Eurotiomycetes; Chaetothyriales; Cyphellophoraceae.